Messenger RNA from Cottoperca gobio, 1562 nucleotides. It is a transcript of the gene selenof, whose product is annotated as selenoprotein F. The transcript is spliced from 5 exons. NCBI's taxonomy places the organism in Eukaryota, Metazoa, Chordata, Actinopteri, Perciformes, Bovichtidae. Gene Ontology annotation, cellular component: endoplasmic reticulum lumen. The record is from RefSeq and is a predicted model, not a curated record. Gene Ontology annotation, molecular function: oxidoreductase activity.
CUCAAGUUUAUCAGGCGCGGCGGGGCAGCCCUUCAGUACACAAAGGGGUCCUCAGUGUAGUUUAUUCUUGUGGCUAACAAAGCAGCAGCAGACUCUAAAAUGUCGGGAGAGGUGUAUCUCCUGUGGCUUCUCUCGCUUUUACAAACGCUGUCGGCGUACGGUGCCGAUCUGUCGUCUGAGACAUGCAGGGAGCUGGGCUUCUCCAGCAACCUGCUGUGCAGCUCUUGUGACCUGCUCGGGGAGUUCAGCCUCACCAAGCUCCAGCCCUACUGCCGGCAGUGUUGCCAGCAGGAGGCCCAGAUGGAAGCGCGCAAGCUCUAUGCCGGGGCCAUCCUCGAGGUGUGUGGAUGAAAACUGGGGAGGUUCCCUCAAGUCCAAGCUUUUGUCAGGAGUGACAAGCCAAAGAUGUUCAAGGGUCUUCAGAUCAAGUACGUCAGAGGCUCAGAUCCUGUACUAAAGCUUUUGGACGAUAACGGGAACAUCGCUGAAGAACUCAGCAUCCUCAAGUGGAACACAGACAGCGUGGAGGAGUUCCUGAGUGAGAAAUUAGACCAGAUAUAGACAAAUCUACUCAAAGAAAUUGUUUUCAUGUUUUUGUCCUUACCUAAAAGAGUCGAUUCACCCAAAUUACAACGCCUCUGAUCGUACGUAGCCAUGCAGAUAUUUUCUGUUUUAUGUGCCUGAGAUUUGUGUGUACACCUUCAGCUCGAUGUUAGUUUGUGGUGCUCGCAGCACUGGAAAACAACUCGUCGUUCUAGAAUCUGUUGUGGACAAACCAUCUAACGUCAACCGUUUUCUACUGAGUAAAUGGUCCCAAUGAAAACUCAUGUUUAUUUUGGGAAGUUUUUUGCUGUAAAUAAAAAAAAAUCCAAUGUUCUGAGCAGCGCACAAGAAUAAAUGCACUUGCAUCCAUUGUAUUUAGGUUUUGACAUAAAUCUGAAGAGAUGGAGCUCUUAAAACUUGAGCACAAUAAACCAAAACUAUCUGCAUGGCCAGAGACGCUCGGGGCUGCUGAGAACAUUUUUAAUUAGUUAAUUAUUUGGAUGAACCGACACAAAACUCGGCCUUGAUAGAUGGUAGUUAAAUUACUAUGACUGUUUUUGUGUGAAAUGUGGUGUGGUGAAGAUUUUACCAAAUAACUUGCGAUAGUGUGAAGAGACAUAAUUACAGAGCCCAGAUGGGCAGCACACUCAGAUUAAUGGUGAAGACUACAGAUUAAUCGUGGCUCAACGUCAGUGAGAAACAACAAUGCACAUUCUGAACGGUUUUGUUGUCUGUCUGAUAUUCUUGUAUGAUUAUUUUUUAUAACGCUCAACAUUGUGGCUGGUGGAUUUGUAGCGAGAAUGAAUCCUAGUUGCUCUCCAAACGCAGAUGUCUUUGCUGAAGCACACGUUGGUGACGGCCUCACAGUAAACCAGUGUUGGGAUGUGAGCUCUGAUGUAUGUUUGUGCUUUUUUUCGGCAUCUUCUGCUUUGAAGAGAAACUGGAUUUAUUUUGGAUGCUUGUUUUUGAGCGAGUGAGGUGACUGUUUGAAUAUGCAACAAUAAACAAGUCUCUGAUGG